GACGCGACCUGGCCUUGUUUAGAGUGACGGCUUUGGACUGUCUUGUUCUCUGGGACAAUAAGUUGUCUCUGCCCUCCGCGCCCUAUCCCCCACUGUCGUUCUGGUCUUAUGGGCGCCGCGCUUUGCUGCUGCUCUGACCCCGUCGAUCUGGACGGCGAGGUCGACCUCUACCACUUCGACCUCCUCCGCGCCGUCGGCAAGGGCGCCUUUGGCAAGGUCCGCGUCGUUGAGCACAAGAAGACGAAGAAAAUAUAUGCCCUCAAGUACAUCGAGAAGGCAAAGUGCAUCAAGCAGAAAGCGGUCGCGAACAUCAUACAGGAGCGGAGAUUACUAGAGGAGAUUGACCACCCGUUUGUGGUCAAUUUGAGAUAUGCCUUCCAGGACGACGAGAAUUGUUUCUUCGUGCUGGACCUCAUGUUAGGGGGUGACCUCCGAUUCCAUCUGGAUCGACUGGGUCGUAUUCCAGAGGACAUCGUGCGGUUCUGGACAGCAGAGCUGUCGUCUGCGCUCUCGUACCUCCAUAGACAACGUAUCGUCCACAGAGAUAUGAAGCCCGACAACGUGUUACUCGACUCCAUGGGGCACGUCCACAUAACGGACUUCAACGUCGCCAUUCACUACUCCGAACGACGCUUGCAUACAAGCGUGGCCGGGAGUAUGGCUUAUAUGGCACCCGAGGUCAUUGGACAUAAGGGCUACACCUGGUAUGUCGACUGGUGGAGUCUCGGCGUCGUCGCAUGGGAACUGCUGUUCCACAAACGGCCGUUCGACGGGCGCACCUCCGAGAAGAUGAAGCACUCCAUCAUGAAGGACGCUCUCCGGCUCCCCAGCAAAGCCAAUGAACUCUGCAGCGCAGAGGGUCAGGAUGCCCUACGCGGGUUCCUCGACAGGAAUCCUAAGACGCGUUUGGGGUGUAAAGGCAAGGGCCGUGACAUUCCCGACAUCAGGGUGCACCCGUGGUUUGCGACCAUCGACUGGGACGCGCUCGAGCAAAAGGACGCACAGCCUCCUUUCGUCCCUGAUAUCAGCAAGGCCAAUUUUGACGUGUCGCACGAGCUGGAUGAGUUUCUGAUGGUCGAGAAACCACUCACACAUUCGAAGCGCAAGGCGCAUCCUGACCUCGAGAAGAUGAAGCCCGAGCUGCGGCAGCUUGAAGAGCAGUUCACAGUAUACGACUUCACGAAGAACCGGCGAAUGUCGUAUUACCCACAUAACCAACCGAUCACGAGUGCAGGGCACGAAGAAGAUGCAGAGCCCAUCCAGGUCGCUCAGUCAGCAACGAACACUGUGCAGCCAACGGCGACCAUCGUCGAGCGAUCGCGGCCGGGGACCCCCUAUGAGGAACAAUCAGGGCGCGAGACGCCAGAUCCCAUGCCUUCAGUCGCAUUGACCUCUGAACGCCAUCCAUCGCAAUAGCCAUGGUCCGGCGUCUUGUCUUCCUCAUUCACUCCAUCAGCUGGUCCUGUCGUUGCUGCCCGGUGCCAGGCGCGCGCUCCACCUUGUCUACUGUCUCGCACGCACGGUCGGACAUUGUCUAUUGCUCUUCGCUGUUGUAUCAUAGCCCGUUCUCGUCAUCGUCGUGGUUACCCGGCUUGCUGGCUUAGCCUGCCUCAUUGCGCCCAGCACUCCAAUCUCGGGACUUGGAUACUUUGUACUCGGCGGCACGCCCACACUA
Molecule: messenger RNA, 1675 nt
Organism: Rhodofomes roseus
Lineage: Eukaryota; Fungi; Basidiomycota; Agaricomycetes; Polyporales; Fomitopsidaceae
Product: kinase-like protein
Exons: 8
Coding region: 109-1416 (435 amino acids)
Biological process (GO): protein phosphorylation
Molecular function (GO): ATP binding; protein serine/threonine kinase activity
Source: RefSeq, a predicted model, not a curated record